GAGUUACCGCCGCCCACCGCCCUCCCCCCUGCGUGUGCGCCGCUAGAGAGCGAGAAAGAAGUCGCCCGGUCAUCACCAUGUCCAAGAUUUCGCUCCGUGUCUCCAUCCCCAAGAUGGGGUCCACCAAGACGCUGCAGUUCAGCCUGGACAUCUCCAUCGCCGAGGCCUGCCGCGAGAUCCGCAGCUCCAUCAACGAGGAUCCCUCCAGUGGCGCUGACCACGGUAUCUUCUGGCCCGAGCAGACCAAGUGGCUCGACCCCCGCCGCACGUUCAACUUCUACGAUCUGUCCAGCGGUGCUACCAUCGAGUACCGGAAGAAGCAUCGCCCGCAGAAGGUCCGCCUGGCCGAUGAGUCCGAGAAGACCUGGCUGGUCGAUGACUCGCUCACCAUCGAGCAGCUGACGGCCUUCGCCUGCGAGAAGCUCAACAUCCUCAACCCCGACGAGUACUCCUUCACCACGGAGAAGCUCGAGGCCAAGAGCCGCGAGGCGGCCGUCGAGGCCCGCCGCAAGGGUCUCUCCCCUCCGGGUGAUGCUUGGCUGAUCCCCAGCAAGACCCUCAAGGAGCAGGAUGUCGACGAGUCGGAGGUUCUGAUCUUCCGCAAGAAGUUCUUCUUCUCCGAUCAGAACAUCGACCGCAAUGACCCGGUUCAGCUGAACCUCGUCUACAACCAGGCCCAGCAGUCCAUCAUCCGCGGUGUCAACCCCUGCACCCAGGACGAGGCGGCCCAGUUCGCUGCCCUGCAGUGCCAGAUUCUCACCGGCAACCAUGAGCCCGACAAGCACACCAAGAGCGGCUUCAUCGAGUGGAAGAACUACCUGCCGGACGAGUACGUCGGCAAGAAGGACGUCGAGAAGAAGGUCUACAUGGAGCACCGCAAGAUCCAGGGCAUGACUGCCGAGAAUGCCAAGUUCCGCUACAUUCAGCUGUGCCGCUCCCUCAAGACCUACGGUAUCACCUUCUUCCAUGUCAAGGAGAAGCUCCCCCGCCGCAACAAGCUCAUCGACGUCCUGCUCGGUGUCACCCGUGAUUCGGUGAUGCGCUUCGACGGCGAGACCAAGGCCCUGCGCGACAACUUCCCCCUGACCACCCUGCGUCGCUGGGCCGCCACCCCCACCCACUUCACCAUGGAUUUCGGUGACUACGCCGACAGCUACCUCAUCUUCCAGACCCAGGAGGGUGAUGCCAUUUCGCAGCUGAUUUCCGGUUACAUUGAUAUCAUUGUCAAGAAGAAGAAGAAGGAGGCCGAGCGCCAGUUCGACGAUGAUGAGGCCGAGGUGGCCAUCAGUGACGAGACCAUCCCCGCCAGCAAGGCCACCGCCAUCACCAUGGUCACCGGCCAGCUGGGCCUCCAGGUGGAGGUCAAUGUGUCGCAGCCCGGCGUCGUCGGUGGUGCCGGCAGCUCCAGCAGCUCCUCCGGCAGCAUGGCCCAGAUGAUGGGGUCCUCUUCGGCCGGCACUCUGGCCGGGGGUCGUGCCGGUGCCCAGGCCGGCGGCCAGAUGUCCCUCGAGAAUAUGACCGACGCGCAGAAGGCCCUCUUCCAGACCAUCAUGAGUGGCUUCGCCUCCAUCAAUGCCGCCCAGUCCAACCUCAGCAUCACCAAUGUCCUGCCGGCCACCGGCAGCGAUCCGGCCGCCCUGCAGUGGCGCCGCCAUGCUCUGGACCAGAACCGCCAGGAGGUCAGCUCGCAGCUGGCCGCGCACCUGGCCUCCACGGCUUCCAUCUGCACCCUGACCAAUGUCGAUGUCAACAAGAUCGACUAUCCCCAGGUGGGCACCUGCGUCGGGUCCAUCUCGUCCAACCUGACGGUCCUGACCAGUGGCUCCAAGAUGGUGGCCGCCCUGCUGGAUGACCCGAAUGCCAGUGAGGCCCUGCUGGACGCUUGCCGCCAGCUGUCCGAUGCCACUCAGCGCUUCUUCACCGCCAUGCAGCCGGUCAUGCUGACCGGCGAGAAGCGCCAGGACAUGCUGGGCGAGGCGCGCGCCGUGUCGGCCGCCGCCUCGGCCAUGCUCCAGGCCAUGGGCGAGCAGGAUGUCUCGCCCAGCGCGCAGUCGCUGCUGAAUGAGCUGGCCAAGGCCGUGGCCCUGGCCGUCUCCGAGGCUGCCCAGCACUCUUCCAAGAACAUCACCACCAAGUGCGAGAACCCGACCGAUCGCGCGGCCGUGGCCCAGGCCAUCCGUGAUUCGGUCCUGUCGGCCUCGCAGCUGGCCGUCACCACCAGCAUCGUGGCCCCGUCCAUCCACACGCAGCUCUGCCAGCAGGAGCUCAUCACCAAUGCCGAUCAGGUGGAGAAGUGUGUCAAUGCCCUGGUCAGCCGCGCUCGCCAGGCUUGCAAUGAUGGCCACGCCAAUGACCAGCUGGCCGGCAUGGCCGACCGCAUUCGCGAUGCCCUCAAGCGUCUGAUCGAGUGCGCUCGCCAUGGUGGCCAGGAUGCCGAGGAGAUGUCCGAGCUGGAGCGCCAGGCCGAGAUCAUCAUCAGCAACAUCCAGACCAUCAUCGACAAUCCGUCGGAUUCCGUGCGCAUGAUUUCCUCCAUCAAGACCCUGGUUGGUGCUUCGUCGAAGCUGAGCAACCUGCUCAAGCAGCAGGCCAUGGAGUCCAAUGACCCGGCCGAGCGUGAUCGCCUGCUGGAUGCCGCUCGCAACCUGGCCGGGCUGACCCAUGCCCUGGUGGAGGUCGGCCGUGAGGCUGCUCGUAACCCGAAUGACCCGCGCAUUCGCGAGAAUCUCCUGGCCGCCUCGCGCAACCUCCAGGCCGCCACUCGUGCUGCCCUGACCCUGGACCAGUCCCACCGCAAGGCCUUUGUUCGCCUGCUGGGCGCGGCCAAGUCCAAUGCCGCCACGCUGACCCAGCUGAUCAGCGCGGCCAAGGCCUGCUCGCCGUACAACCGCAACCAGGCUUCCCAGAUGCAGUUGAUCAAUGCCUCCAAGAAUGUGGCCGAUCGCACUGGCAACCUGGCCCUGGCCAUUCGCGAGUUCAGUGACAACCAGGAUGACCCGAGCUCGCAGCUGCGGCUGCUGGCUGCCUCCAAGGCCAUGCUGGCUCCGGGCGCCUCGUCGCUGGCCGCCGCGCGUGCUGCCUCGCAGACGGUCGGUGACCAGGCGGCCCAGGCCCGGCUGCUGAACAUCUCCCGCACGGCGGGCGACUCGCUGCGCCGCCUGAAGGAGGCCAUCGACAUGGCCGAGUCGCUGUCCGGCUCGCUGGAGCUGGAUUCGGCCAUCGAUUCGGUGCGCGCCUCGCAUGGUCUCAUCAAGCAGGCCCAGGAGAGCCACGCCGCUGGGACCCUGCAGCCGGGUCCGGACCAGUCGCUGGAGCUGUGCGAGCUGGAUGCCGUUGCCAACACCAAGGCCAUCGGCACCUCCCUGGCGCAGCUGUGCUCGGCCGCGGCCCAGGGCCACGAGAGCUACACCGGUGUGUCGGCUCGUGAUUCGGCCGCCGCCCUGCAGUCGCUGGCCAACGCCGUGACCGGUGUGGCCGCCUGCUGCACCGACCGUGAUGAUGGUCGUGCCUUGCUGGAGGCCGCUCGCGAGCUCCUUGCCCAGUCCGAGGCCCUCAUCCGCUCGUCCAAGACCUGUGUCGGGAGCAAGGGCGACCCGGAGGCCCAGCGCGAUCUGGCCCAGCAUGCGGCCGCUGUCAACCGCUGCAUGACCGCCCUGAUCGAGGCCCUGCCCGGCCAGCGUGAGAUCAACCGCUCGAUCGCCAGCAUGCGCGACCAGCUGCAGGGCUUCUCCGGUGCCACCCCGGCCCCGGUGGCCGGCGACACCUUCAUGACGGCCCAGUCGCGCCUGACCGCCUCGGCCGGUGCUCUGAAUGUCGCGGCGUCGGCUCUGGUCGGUGCGGCGCGCAGCUCGCCGCAGCAGCUCCAGGCCGCUGCCCAGCAGCUGGAGCAGGCCUUUGCCAGUCUGAUUGCCGCCGGUUCGGCCAUGCAGUCUCAGACCUCGGACCCGGCCGUGCGCGCCGAGCUGGACCAGUACAUGAACGACGUGUUCAACAGCGUUUCCUCGCUGCUCCAGUCGUCCAUGGCCUACAGCGCCGAUCCUUCCGGCAACAACCUGGCCAACCUGCUGAACCUGGCGGCCAAGGGCGUGGCCGACUCCAUCAGCAACCUGCUGAGCCUCGGUGCUUCCGGCGCUCCGGGUGUCAAGGAGGCCAACUCCGUCAUCCAGAAGCUGGAUUAUGCCGUGGCCAAGGUGGACACCGUCAACUCCACGGUUCCCGACACUUCGGACACCUACCACCAGUCGCUGCGUAAGCUGGCCGACUCGCAGACCGCCCUGCAGCAGUCCUUCGCCGCGGUGACGGCCUCCUCCCGGGGCGGUGUCAUCCAGUCGGAUGUCGGCACCCACAUCACCAAGAUGGGUGACUCCAUGCUGGAUGUCGUCGAUGCGGCCGUUCGUGCCCUGUACCUGAUCGGUGUGGCGGAUCCCGGCUCGACCGAGGCCCGUCGCCAGGUCAUCAGCGCCGAGCAGGUGUCCCUCUCGGUCAAGGAGGUGCAGAAUGCCUGCGGGCGCCUGCGCGACCCGGCCACCGUCGGUGCGGACAUCAUGGCCGCCGCCACGGCCAUCGCCCAGCAUACCUCGGCCCUGUGCAAUGCCUGCAAGGCCGCCUCGGUGGCCACCUCCGACCCGGAGGCCAAGCAGCAGUUCCUCGGCUCGGCCAAGGCCAUUGCCACGGCCACCGGUGCCCUGGUGGCCGACAUCAAGUCCCUGACCGCGCACCAGCACGACCCGGCUGCCCGUGUGGCGGUCGAGACGUCGGCUCGCCCGCUGGUCGAGGCCGUCCAGGCCCUGCAGACGCUGUCCUAUUCGCCGGAGUUCGCGGCCACCCCGGCCAAGGUUUCCCUCACCGGGCAGAACACCCAGGCCCCGCUGACCCACUCCAGCCGGGACUUUGUCAUCUCCUCCAAGGACACCGUGGAGGCCAUCAAGAAGCUGUGCCUGGACCCGACCGAUGUCACUCAGCAGGCCUUCAACGACCUGGCCAAGGCGGUUGGCGACCAGCUCCGUCGCCUGGUCAACCAGGCUUCCCAGAUGGCCCCGGGCCAGCUGGAGUGCAACGAGGCCAUCGACCAGGUGAACAUGGCUUCGGCCGAGAUCCAGGCGGCUUCGGUGAAUGCGGCCGUCGGCGAGCUCCAGCCCACCGACCCGACCAAGACCACCGACUCGGCGCAGUUGAGCCAGGUGCUGCUGAACAACUACCGCGCGGUGCUCAGCUCGGCCGAGCUGGUGGCUGCUUCCUCCAAGACCGGUCAUCACUUUGCCCAGGCGGUGGAGACCCUGUCGGAGAACUUCGAGCCCUUCGCCACGGCCACCAUCGACACGGCCGCCGCGGCCAGUGUCAAUGGCCUGGGCCAGGAUUACCAGGACCGUCUGCUGGAGGCGGCCAAGAACUUCAGCGAGGCCGUGGCCGCGCUGCUGUACCCGGUCAAGGCGGCCGGUGGCAAUCCCGACGCCACUGCCCAGCACAUGCGUGUCGACCAGCAGCUGGCUCGUCUGCAGGACGCCGGCAAGGAGCUGGUCCGCACCGUGGAGGGCGGCUCCGGUGGUGACUACGAGAUCAUCAAUGAUUCCAUCGCCACCGUGUCCGGCGCCAUGGAGCGUCUGGCGGUGCCGAUUGCGGCCGGCAGCCCGGACAGCCCGUCGGCCGCUGGCGGUGCCCACGCCGGCCGGCCGUACAACGAGCUGGCCGACGAGGUGAUUGCCGGGACUCGUGUGCUGGCGCAGCAGCUCGGUGAGCUGGCUCGUGCGCGUACCUCCGCCGAGGUGUCUCGCCUGGCCACCGACAUCGCCCACAGCUUCAACCUGCUGGCGGACACGGCCCACGCCGCGGCCGGGGCCACCAACGAGGCCGACGUGUCGACCAGCAUCCUGGAUGCCGUUCGUCUGCUUGGUGGGUCGAUGAUUCGCCUGCUGGAUUCGUCGAAGCUCGUGGCGGCCAACCCCAAUGACAUGCAGGCCCGCAGCAAGGCCGGCACCUCCAGUCGCGAGGCCACCACCAAUGUCUCGCGCCUGGUGGCCGCCGUCAAGACCGGGUCCAAGGGUGUGCAGGCUUGCGAGCAUGCGCUCUUCGUCAUCGACGACAUCCUGGCCGAUCUGGACACCACGCUGAUGUUCGCCUCUUCCGGCACUCUGGACCCGAUUGGCCAGUCGCAGCCCUUCGGCCAUUACAAGGAGCCCAUUGCCGGGGUGACUCGCGAGCUGGCCGGCAAUGUCAAGGCCCUGCUGGAGUCCAUUUCCCAGACCCAGGACCACCUGGCCGAGGCUUCGGGCAAUUCGGCCGACUCGAUGGCCACCCUGCGCGACCACAUCAAGAAUGCCGUCACGGCGGUUUCCUCGGCCGAUGUCAAGGCCCAGACCCAGCUGCUGGAGGCUUGCAUUGCGGUGGCCCAGCAGCUGAAGGACAACAUCGAGGCUUCGGUCCGGGCGACCAGCCGCCGUCCGGAGGACAUCGCCAACAUGCGUACCUCCACCAAGCGCAUGACCGAGACCAUCCAGAACCUCAUUUCCGCGGUGAAGCUGGUUGGCGACGAGUCGACUCGUGCCCUGCGCUCGUUGGACUCCUCGAUGGAUGCCGUGCGCGCGUCCAUCGCCCAGCUGCGCUCUGACGACCCGGUUCAGGGUACCGCCCUGCCGGAGGAUGUGGUUCUCUCGGCCAAGGCUGUCACCGCGGCCGCGGUGACCCUUGUGUCGGCCAGCACGGCCACCGGCCCGGCGGCUCAGGAUGACCUGAUCAAGGCUUCGACCGCCGCUCGCGUGGCUGUCGAUGACCUGCUGCGCGCUGGUAAGGCCGUGUCGGCCGAGGCGCCCGAGGACAAGCGCGCCCAGAUGCACAAUGCCUGUGCCAAGGGUGCGGAGUCCGUGCUGACGCUCUUCGACACGCUGAAGGCCGUGCUCGGGGCCUCGCGCUCCGGCGACCAGGUCACCACCAAUGCCAUGCGUGGCAAGCUGCAGAACAGUGCCAAGCAGGUGGCCGACUCCAUCAACCUGGUGGUCGGUGCCGCCGGGCACAUGGUUCCCACCGGCUAUGUGGACCCGAACGACCCGAAUGUCAUUGCCGAGCGCGAGCUCCUGGCCGCUGCUUCGGCCAUCGAGGCCGCUGCUCGCAAGCUGGCCGCCCUGCAGCCGGCCGAGGGCCCGCGCGCCGCCAACGAGGAUCUCCCCUUCGAGGAGCAGAUCGUCGAGGCUGCCAAGGCCAUUGCCAUGGCCACCAGUGCCCUGGUCCGCUCGGCCACCCACACCCAGCGUGAGAUCGUGGCCAACGAUCGCCAGACUUCCGUCCGUGCUGGUACCCCGUACCACAGCGACGGCACCUGGUCCGAUGGUCUGGUCUCGGCUGCCAAGGCCGUGGCCUCGGCCACCGGCGAGCUGUGCGAGGCCGCCAACGACAUGGUCCAGGGCAAGGCCGACCGUGCUCGGAUUAUUGCCACCUCGCGCGCGGUGUCCGGCUCGACCCAGCAGCUGCUCAGUGCGGCCACCGUCAAGUCCAGCAUCACCAGCCACGAGUCGCAGAACCGCCUGCGUGGUGCCGGUGCCCAGGUCUCCAAGGCCACCCGUGCCCUCAUCGAGGCCGCCGAGCAGAAUGCCGCUCUCGACACCAACCCGGCCGACGAGGUCAGCGAGCUCAUGGCCUCCGGCAUUGGCUCUCGCAAGGCUGAGAUCGAGCUCCAGAUGAAGAUGCUUCGCAUGGAGCAGGAGCUCGAGGAGGCCCGCCGCGCUCUGUCCAGCAUGCGUCGCCAGCGCUACGACAAGUAAGGGCGCACAUGUGGCCGGCUGUGUGCGCGCGUGUGUGUGUGUGUGAGCAGGCGAGUGGCGGAGGACGUCAUUUCUCCCCCCCCCCCCUCUCUCUCUCCCCCUCGGCCCAGCCCCCUCCCUUCCCCCCUCCCCUCCCUCUGGCCUUUUCUUGUUGUUGCGCGUGCGUGUGUGCGCUCGGGGACAGAGUGUGCCCCGGGUGCAUGUGCGCCUGCCCCUCCUCCUCCUCCUCCUCCCUCUCCCCUUCUGGGGGGGAUGUGUGCCCCCUUCUUCCUCCCUUCUUCGGCACGCUCCCGCUCUCUCUGCUUCUUCCUCGCCAUGUGUGUAUUGCGGAGGUGGAGGCAUGUGUGUGGGGCGGCCGUCGCGCUUUCCAGCCGCGCGGCAUCCGCCCCUCCCUUCUCCCCCCCGCCCCCCCCUCACCUUUCGCGCGUGUGAAUGUAUCGCCCUUUUGAUGUGCUAGCCAUAUUUCAAUAAAUCGGAUC
Molecule: messenger RNA, 8230 nt
Organism: Fonticula alba
Lineage: Eukaryota; Rotosphaerida; Fonticulaceae
Exons: 6
Coding region: 78-7751 (2557 amino acids)
Biological process (GO): cell-cell adhesion
Cellular component (GO): plasma membrane; cytoskeleton; ruffle
Molecular function (GO): structural constituent of cytoskeleton; actin filament binding; integrin binding
Source: RefSeq, a predicted model, not a curated record